GUUGGUUCAUUGGAUUCAAAGAGUCAGAGCCCCCGCGAUCAAGCCAUCCUCCAACUCUGCAUUUUUCGAAAACUUCCUUUUUAAGUACCCCUUUUUAGAGAGAGAGAGUGAAUUUCGUAAGCCACAGAGAUUAGAGAGAGAGAGAGAGAGAUUACAGAGAGGUUAGAGAGAGAGAAAGAGGAGGGAAAGCUGUGUGAGUGUGUUGAGUGGUACUUUUUGGAGUUGCAGGUUUUUGGAGUAUUGUGUCGUGGGGUGUCUGGUUCCGGGGAGUGUUUAAAUGGGUUGGUUUUUAAAUUUCUGAAUUAUUAUAGUUUAUUUGUUUCCUUAGCGAGAGAGGUCAAGAACAGGAAAUCCUAAGAUUCUAAGAUCUUCUUUCUGUAUACAUAUAUAUACACACAUAUAACCUCCACUUCUCCUCCCUCUCUCCUCCCCCCUCUCUCUCUCUAGCCUUUGUUCUUCCUCUGUCUUGAGACAACCGAGAAGAAAGGAACAAGCUUUUUGGUGUUGGAGAUCAGGAGAUUACCAAUCCUCAGCAAAUCGACAUGGAAGUUAACAUGAGCUUUUCACAUGACAUGGACGAUGAGUACGAGAAACUCAUCCGGAGAAUGAACCCACCAAGGGUUGUAAUCGAUAACGAAGCCUGCAAGAAUGCAACGGUGAUAAGGGUGGAUAGUGCAAACAAACAUGGAAUACUUCUGGAAGUUGUACAAGUACUUACUGAUCUCGACCUUAUCGUGACGAAAGCGUACAUAUCUUCGGAUGGUGGCUGGUUCAUGGAUGUUUUUAAUGUCACUGAUCAAGAUGGAAACAAGGUUACAGAUGAAGAGGUUUUGGAGUAUAUUCAUAAGUCUCUUGGUCCGGAGGCAUGCUUUGCAUCUUCGAUGAGAUCUGUUGGUGUGAAACAAUCAAUGGACAGUACCGUAAUUGAGCUCACUGGAAGUGACAGACCGGGAUUACUCUCCGAAGUGAGCGCUGUCCUAACCAAUCUCAAGUGCAACGUAGUGAGCGCGGAAGUCUGGACGCACAACACUAGGGCUGCAUCCGUGAUGCGCGUCACCGAUGAGGAGACGGGAUUGGCAAUUACCGACUCUCAGAGGUUAGCUAGGAUUAAGGAAUUACUAUGCAAUGUGCUAAAGGGCAGCAACAAAGCCAGAGGAGCAAGGACUGUUGUCUCUCACGCUGUUACGCACACUGAUAGGAGGCUUCACCAAAUGAUGUUUGCAGAUAGGGAUUACGAACGAGUUGAUGAUGAUGUCUUGGAUGACAAGCAAAGACCGGAUGUGAGUGUUGUUAAUUUACUUGACAAAGACUACUCAGUGGUCACUAUUCGGAGCAAAGACAGGCCAAAGCUUCUCUUCGACACAGUUUGCACUUUGACAGACAUGCAAUAUGUGGUUUUUCAUGCUAGUAUUGAUGCUGAGGGUCCGGAAGCUUAUCAGGAAUACUAUAUCAGACACGUAGAUGGAUCCCCAGUGAAAUCAGAUGCAGAGAGACAAAGAGUGAUACAAUGCCUCGAAGCGGCUAUUGAGAGAAGAGUAUCUGAGGACUUGAAGCUAGAACUCUGCACUACUGACAGAGUAGGGCUGCUAUCUGAUGUCACUCGGAUCUUUCGAGAGAACAGCCUCACCGUAACAAGAGCAGAAGUUGCAACGAAAGCAGGCAAAGCUGUGAAUACAUUUUAUGUUCGCGAUGCAUCAGGCUAUCCGGUUGACUCCAAGACCAUAGAGUCCAUCCGGCAAGCAAUCGGGCAGACCAUACUCAAAGUAAAAGGCAACACUGAAGACACAAAACCUGGUUCUGAGGAAUCUCCAACAAGGUUCCUCUUUGGCGGUCUCUUCAAGUCCAGAUCUUUCGUCAACUUCAAGCUGAUCAGAUCGUAUUCUUGAGACAUCGGUUAGAUCUUGUACAUAAGAACCCGUCUUAGUCGAAAACUUCACCAAACUAGACCAUUUUAGUGGUUUAAUUAUUCACUUGAGUUUAGGAAAACAAAAGCAGCCAUUAUUGAAGGAAAAGCCAUAGAAGUGUGAAGUGCUUGCAUAUAUCUCCCCUUUUCAGCUUCUGCUUUUAGCCUUCAUUUGUUACUGUGAUCCAACCUUGGGUUGGAUCAUGAAAGCAAGGAAGGAUCGUCUGGUUUGUGUAAUGUUCAGAGAAAGUCAGUUCUAGGGUUUUAAGCUUUGUACAUAAUAUUUCUCUAUUCAAAGUUUAUGGUAGCUUUUUUAUUUAUCAUCAACUUCCAUUU
This is a messenger RNA of Malus domestica (apple), 2239 nucleotides long. Its product is annotated as ACT domain-containing protein ACR4. The record is from RefSeq and is a predicted model, not a curated record. NCBI's taxonomy places the organism in Eukaryota, Viridiplantae, Streptophyta, Magnoliopsida, Rosales, Rosaceae.